UCUUGGUCAAUGUGUGAGGGCGGAGUCCGCCGCCGCAGCAGCCCGCUCCCCCUCCUCCCGAAUGGUCUCUCCCAGAGGUUACCGGAAGUUGUUAUGGGCUGCCAUAUUUUCAGCUGCUUUGUUGUAGGUUUAAUGUAGGAUACUUAGCCGAUAUUUUUCCUCCCCCCUCCCUUCCUCCUUCUUCUCUUUUUUUUUUCUUUUUCCAGCAGCUAUUCUCCCUCCUCCUCCUUUUUUCCCCCUCCCCUUCCCCGGAAUCGCCAUGGAGGCCAACUGGACCGCUUUCUUGUUCCAGGUAAGAUGAGGGAGAUAUAAAGUGUUUUAUUUGACGGUUGAUGUUUCGCGCACCGUGAUUUUUCGCCGUGCAAUUCGGUAUAUUUGUAGAAAGGGCGGCGGUAUUACCCCCCCGUCCUCCCACUCUUCCCUCAGACAGCCCCCACCCCCUCCUCUACCGCCGCCGGAGCCGCAGCCUCCCUCCACUCCCCUCCCCGGGAAGCGGGGACACCCGGGAGCAAACUACCCCCACCACCUCCUCCUCCUCCCCCCUCUCCUCCCUCCUUCCCCGGGCACACAGGGGAGGCAGCAGCCGGCUCCGCCGAGCGCAGAGGAGGGGAGUGUGGCUGUUACACGGCCUCUCAGAGCGGAGUGCCGAGCCAGGGAGCUGCAGCUCGAUAUGUGCUGGCGGUAACAAGACUACAGGCUGCCUGUCACCAGUGGCUUAUGGGGGGCACGAUUUACUGGAUCAACCUGGAGCUACAAUAUCGACUGUAAAUUAAUACAAAAUAAACAACUGAGUAACAACUGCUACAACAUAACAGAACAGCGUGUGUGUGUAAAUUGAUUUGUGCACACUUUGUGUGUGUUUUUUUUUAUAUAUAUGUGUGUGUGUGUGUGUGUGUGUGUGUGUAGUAAAGCAGGGAAUUAUUUGAACAAGAACAAAAUCAACAAGCUUUUAAGCUCCUAAGAUUGUGCUGUGUAUAGCGGUGCAUGGUUAAUGGCUCCUGAUUUAAUAUUAUGACCUAUUGCGAUGCUGUCCACAUAGCUGAUCUAAUCUACUGUGGUGGUCUACAGUGGUCCAGACCACCCCCCUAAAAAAAAUGCUGCUGGACAUUUGCCACCCCUUAAAAAAAAAAAAAAUCUCAUUGCACAGUACUUUAUUUAAAAAAAAAAAAAAAAAAAAAUUUUUAAGCUGCAACAUUGCCAGGAGAGAACAGAUUUAUACAUAUGCUUAUUUUUUUUUUUCUUCAUCUGAAACACAAAAUUCCACGUUUCUUCUCUUGUAACGUUAUUAGUUGAAUGUCCUUUGUGAAGCCCAUAGCCUUGUCUGUUGGAAGAGGUGUAUUGUUCUUUAUAUGCUGUGUCACUCAUGUGCGUGUGCUCACUGGGAGCCCAGAUCCUUCUCACCCUCGGCAGUGCUGGUUAAUGGGUAUGUCAGUCAACUCCUUCAAGAUUUCAGUUUCUGGCGCGCUGCUUUCUUUGAUGGUUUUUGUUUUGGAGAAAAAUAUCAACAGAAGUAAUCUUGUAUGUUGAGCUUUUAGAUUUCAUCUUGUAUGUCAGUAUGCAUAACUGUUGGAUUUAGUUUUAUAUUUUAUGGGAUGCUAUGUUAUGUUUGCACACUAUUUUAGAUGGAACUUAGAAUACCGCACAUGAAUUUGUUUUCCCCAUGUAAAUGACGUAAAACUGGAAACUUAGGACAAAUAAAUUUUUUUUUUUUUUUGUGCUUUUUGUGUUACUCACGUUAAAGAAAACUGUUUAGAAUCCACUCUGGGGAACUGAAGUACAAAGAGCACUAUUGUCCCUUUCUGUUUUGGUAUUUAAUGUGUAAAUGAUAUAUACCACUUUUAUGGUCCAUACAUUAUAUUUAUGUAGCACCAAGAGACUUACUGGAUUGGUGUUGUGUAAAAUUAAUGCAAAUUUCUGGGGGUGCAUUGUAUAAGGUCCAUUGCAUGUCUUUGCCUCCUUUCCUUGAUGCUUCUUGGGGGGUGGUCUCUCUCUCUCUCUCUCUCUCUCUCCACACAAUCAGGGAAAUAAACAUUCCAUACUUCUAUGAGUACAUCGUUUUCAAUUGAAGAAACUGUGAAGGCCACAAACUUGAAGCGUAUCUUUAAAAAAAAAAAAAUUAUAUAUAUAGUCAAUUUGUAUUUCUUGAUAAAUAACAAGUUAAAGGUGUAUGUCAUGUACAAAUAAAAUAUAAGCACAUUAUUAUUAUUAUUGCCAUUUAUAUAGCGCCAACAGAUUCUGUAGUGCUUUACAAUAUGAGAGGGGGGAUUUAACUAUAAAUGGGACAAUUACAAGAAAACUUACAGGAACGAUAGGUUGAAGAGGACUGCUCAAACAAGCUUACAGUCUAUAGGAAAUCAUUGUAAAGAUUCAAGCUAAGCAAAACAGCAGACUUUAAUAAAGGGCCAAUAUAGGCACCCAGACCACUUCAGCUCUAUAAAGUGGUCUGGGUGCCAGGUCCCCCUAGUUUUAACCCUGCAGCUGUAAACAUAGCAGUUUCAGAGACACUGCUAUGUUUACACUGAGCUGUAAUCCAGCCUCUAGUGGCUGUCUCACUGAUAGGCGUUCCCGCGCUUCUCACUGUGAAAAUCAGUGAGAAGAUGCUGAAGGUCCAUAGGAAAGCAUUGAGAAAUGCUUUCCUAUGCACUGUUUGCGCGCGCGGUUCUUGCUGCUCAUGCACAUUCGGAGCAGAUGGAGGAGAGCUCCCCGGCGCUGGAGAAAGGUAAGUGUUUAACCCCUCCAGCCCAGCGGAAGUGGAACCCUGAGGGUGGGAGGGACCUAAAGACCAUAUAGUUCCUGGCACUAUAGUGCCUCCAAACUUGUGCAGGUUCCACAAAGAGGUCCUAAGGAUCUAUGUACUACACAAACAGAGUAAAGCUAUGUCUGCACACAGCCUGAUUCACUGAACUUAGUAAAAACUGAUUGUGGCUGCAGAAUGGCUAUUGUCCGUUUUGAGCUACAGCUUGUUAUAUGAUGAGUGAAACUGCUGUUGUGGGAUACUACUUAUCCCAUAACCUGUGUUGGAUUUUUAGGGCAUAAUAUGGUCAGAUUCAAAAGCUGAGUGACUCUUUUGAAGGACUGUAGCAUAUUUUAUGGCCAAAUACUAGAAAAGAUUUGGCGGUAAUAGUGUGGCUUGUGUGGGUAGAAGGGUGUCUUUGAAAGCAGGGAUUAGUUAACCUUUAGCUGUCCAGAUGUGUUGGACAUGAUCUCCUAUAAUGCUCUUACAGGCAUCAGGGGAGAUGUAGUCCACAAUAUCAGGAGUGUUGAAGAUUGCCUACUACAAUAUUAACACUUCAAGUACCAAACAUGCUGUAGUGGUUAUGGUACCAGUAGUGUCCUGGAAAACCCACCAAUGUAAGUUUUUGGACUAUUUGAUUUCUUACCAUUGGUCCACUGGUUGCCAACCCCUGCUUCGUCUCUUGCUGCAGUUAGUGCUGGAAGAUUCUGCUAGGUGCUUUUUAUCAUUUUUGAGUUAUGCUAGGCUAGCUCACUGGCUUAGUGUCAGGAGAUUGCUCUAAACCAGAUGUAGGCAACCUUCGGGACUCCAGAUAUUGUGGACUACAUCUCCAUUUGAUGCUUUGCCAGCAUUAUGGCUGGAAAAGCACAUCUGGAGUGCCGAAGAUUGAUAACCCCUGCUGUAAACUGUAAUGCCAGGCUUGGCUCACGAGACACCUUCCAGCUGCAGCAGACAGCUGUUAGCAAACGGGUUGACUGCUUAAACUAGAUGGAUGCCAAGCCACUCCAAAGGAAUAUAAGCCCUACUCUGCGCUAAAGCGCUUGUGGUGUUUGGAGUGUUCCUUUAAUAAGACUCUGACUACCGUAACUCUAUUUGCUGACCAUGCAUAAAGUUGCAGCAAACUAACAUCAAACUGCCAUCACUUUUCAAGAGUCCUUUGUUUAUCCUAAAUAACUUUAAUUUGAAGCUAAUAGGUAAACAAAUCCCAGGCACCAAGGCGACUAGGCAUUUUGUCAAGGCACCUGGGAUUUGUUAGCCUGUUCACACUGUGUUGGCAGCCCAGAAUGUAAAUGGGCGGCAAGGGAGCUGUAAUAUUCUUCGCGCACUGCUGUGAUGUGGGGAGCCAGCAUAGGACAUCCUUCUGGCCCCGGCAUCGCUAAACCGCAUGCGAGAGCAGGCCAAGAAGAGCUUGAAGAUUUCAGUAGCCAGACUGAACCCCAAGGAAAAGAUCAGUUUCAAAGGUAGGGAGGCUGGGUGGUCUUAAAUUGAACUAAAACAAAUAAUUUGUUUGUCAGUGUGUUUCUGUUUAGGUGACUGCCCCCCCCAAUCGCAUGGGAAAGGUGUUUUUUUACUCUUUUUUUUUUUUUUUUCUAUGCUGUACUGGUCUUGCCGUGGCUGACACUGCCUCCAUGGUUGAGAUAAUCAAGCUUGAUAAUCUCAGCCAUUCCAAUGCUUUCCCAUAGUGACAGCGCUGGGAACAUGUAAUAUGACAUUUAUAUACUUCUGAUGCUUUGAAUCAGGUGUGACAUGGGAGAUCAAGUAGAGCCCUGAAGCUAUUUCUGUUGCCAGAAAAUGCAUGGGCUGCCUGCUUCUUGGUAUGGCCCAAGAGAAUGCUGCAAACUUCAUGGUCUCAUUUCACGUGUGUGUGUGAUUUACAUUGUGUAGGUUUACAGAGGCGGGCAAAGCGAUUAAGAAUACUGGACUGAAAGCUUGUAAAUGGAAGCAGUUAUAACAUUUUUUUUUUUUUUUUUUGCCAUUGUGUGUUGCAGUGGCUAGUUAUAUAUGUGGCUGUCUUGGUAUAAUUGUAUCUUGUGAGCUUGGAUAUAUAAUUUUUUUUUUAUUUUUUUUUUGUGAAACUAGGACAAUGGCUGGAAACAUGGCAGAUUUAGAAUUUAAUUUUUUAUUUAUUUUUUUAUUUUUUUUUAUUUUGGAUUUUUUUGUUUGUUUAGCCCCUUCCCGACCGGUGACAUACCAGGUAUGUCCGCCCAAAAAUGGUCGGUAACGACAGCGGAUGUACCUGUACGUCAUUUAGUAGAUCGGUACUUACAUGAUCCCAGGGGCUGCCUAAAAUGCAUCCAAACAUCCAGUAUCUCCUCUCUCUGCAUGCAGACACUGAACUUUCCUCAUAGAUUCAUUGAUUCAAUUCAUCUCUAUGAGGAAAUGCUGAUUGGCCAGGGCUGUGUUUGAAUCAUGCUGGCUCUGCCCCUGAUCUGCCUCCUUGUCCGUCUCAGCCAAUCCUAUGGGGAAGCAUUGUGAUUGGAUCAGGCUACCACUUCUGAUGGUGGCAACAGACUGCUUAUUUUCUGAGUCUAACAGCAUGCAGAGUUACAGCUUCAGGCUUGAAUACAGUAAGAUUUUUAGGGGCCAAGGGGUCUAGAUGGUGAUUUUCACACUAUAGGGUCAGGAAUACAUGUUUUUGUUCCUGACCCUAUAGUGAUCCUUUAAGUUUUUGUGUGUGUGUGUGUGUGUGUGUGUGUGUGUGUGUGUGUGUGUGUAUAUAUAUAUAUAUAUAUAUAUAUAUAUAUAUAUAUAUAUAUUUAUUUUUUUUUAAAUAAUGUAUGUGUAUAUAAGUACUUAUAUACACAUACACAAAUCAUUAAGUGUAUUUUAUUUUAAUAUAUAUGUAUAUUUAACAUACUUAGAAUGUUUAUAUAUUACAAACUGUAUUUUCUGAUCCUGAGGAAAGCCCAGAAUGGGGCUGAAACGUUGAUCUAUAUUUUUAAUGUAUACCCAAUAAAGUUAUUUGGAUUUUAAAUGAAGACUGAGGAGUGCAGUCAUAAUUUCGGAUAUUUUAUGUGAAAUCAGCCAGUUGGCUUCUGCACCCGGCAUUAACAGGGAAAGCAUGAGUGCAAGGAAUCGUGUGUAUCAUUUUAUUUUUAUUUUUUUUAGAAAAUUAUACAGCAGUUUAAAUUUGUUCUAACUGUAUUUUGAUAUUAAUAUACAUAUAUAUUUAAAUCAAAAUACAUUUAGAAUGUUCUAAAUACAUAUAUCCCCUUAACGACCGUGGACGUACUAGGUAAAAAACAGUUGUUAAGGAAAAUAGGAGCCCUGGACUGGCGAUCACGGUCUGGGGGGGGGACUGCCGGAGGCCCCAGCAGUCCCCCUGCAGCAUCUCUGGCCCUCAUGCUGAUCACAUCGCUGUAAUAGGAGUCUAUUAACCAUUUUAAAAUAUAUUCUACAUAUAUAUAUGAUUUCAUUAUAAGUGUACUUUGAGAUAUAUACACAUCUCAAAAUACACUUAUAAAGAAAUCAUAUAUAUAUGCAUUAUAAAUGUAUAAUGUGUUAUAAAAUGCUUUAAUUCUAAUCUAUUAUACAUAUAGGAUAAAAGUGUGUGUACAUGACAACCCAGGCAGACAAUCCAGAUACUUUAAUUGGCAAGCCCUAUAUUUAACCUGGUAACUUUCCAAAACACCAUAAAACGUUUACAUUGGGGGGGGGGGGGUGGAUUAUUGUGAAACUCGAGAGACUAAGCUGAACACAAAUGAGUGUUUAAAACAGUAACACUUAUCACGACGAUGAAAUCAACAGUAAAAGUGCAAUUUUUGUGAGGAAAAAAAAUGCAAAGAACAAAUAUGCAUAACUUUGGCAAGAGUUUGUGGCUACUACAAAAGACUGGACAUACCCCAUUUUGAAUACCUUGAGUUUUCUACUUUUUCAAAUGGUAUGUCAUAGUGGGGUUAGUUUUCAUUUCUGGGCUGCAAAGAUGGUAAGGUAAUAUAAGCAGGCCUAGCAAACCAAUCUGGAAAAUUUCAAUGUGCGAACAUGGAAAUUGGGAAAGCCCUACAUUUGACCUCGGUAAGUUUGCAAAAACCCAUACAACCUGUACAUUGAAAGCACUGUUGUACUCAGAUGUUGCUGAACACAUAUUGGGGUGUUUUUUCAGUAACACAUAACAGGAACUGAGAAUCAAUGCCUAAAGUACACUGUGAGAGGAAAAUAACACCAAAAAACGACUACCCAAAAGUUUGAUAAAGACUGGCGGUAGAAUUAGUGCAUGAAACGUCUUAAAAUACCACCAUUUGAAAUACCCUAGGGUGUCUACCUUUAAAAAACAUAUGGGUUGUUGGGGGGAAAUUACAUUGGACGGCUUAAAAAAAUGUCGCAAAUAGGACAUGGGUGCAUGAUGACCAGCUGUGAAAAUUCCAAGUUGGAAAACUGGAAUGCGCACCCUAAAUACCCAAAUAAGGUCCUUUAACCCCCCAGAGAACCCGACACACCUAUACAUGGGUAGUAUCACUGUACUCAGGAGAUGUGGCUGAACACAUAUUGGGGUGUUCUUUGACAGUAACCCUUAAAGUUCUCAGUACAUAUAUUCUUAAAUUGCUAUGUGUGUCAAAAAAGGCACAUUUUAAUUUUUAUUUUUUUUAACUUGGCAUAGAUUGGUGGUAAAAUGGUUGCAUGAAACAAGUCAAAAUACCCCAAGUUUAAUACCUUGGGUUUUCUUCUUUUAAAAAAUAUAUAUACAUGUGAAGGGUUAUUUAGGGAUUCCUGACAGAUGUCCGUGUUACAAUGUAAUUUGCGUUAAAGGAACACUAUAGUCACGUAAAUUACUUUAGCUAAAUAAAGCAGUUUUAGUGUAUAGAUCAUUCACCUGCAAUUGCACUGCUCAAUUCACUGUCAUUUAGGAGUUAAAUCACUUUUUCUGUUUAUGCAGCCCUAGCGACACCUCCCCUGGCUAUGACUGACAGAGCCUGCAUGAAAAAACAACUAGUUUCACUCUUAAACAGAUGUAAUUUACCUUAAAUAAUUGUAUCUCAAUCUCUAAAUUGAUAUUUAAUCACAUACAGGAGGCUCUUGCAGGGUCUAGCAAGCUAUUAACUAAGCAGGGGAUAAGAAAAUCUUAAACAGAACUUGCAAUAAAGAAAGCCUAAAUAGGACUCUCUUUACAGGAAGUGUUUAUGGAAGGCUGUGCAAGUCACAUGCAGGGAGGUGUGACUAGGGUUCAUAAACAAAGGGAUUGAACUCCUAAGUGGCAGAGGAUUGAGCAGUGAGGCUUCAGGGGCAUGUUCUAUACACCAAAACUGCUUCAUUAAGCUAAAGUUGUUCAGGUGACUAUAGUGUCCCUUUAAUUUUGAAAAACAAUGGUUUGGAAAUAGCAAAGUGCUACUUGUAUUUAUUGCCCUAUAACUUGCAAAGAACAUGUUAACAUUGGGUAUUUCUAACUCAGGACAAAAUUUAGAAACUAUUUAGCAUGGGUGUUUUUUGGCAGUUGUAGAUGCAUAACAGAUUUUGGGGGUCAAAGUUUGAAAAGGUGUGGUUUUUUUUUUAUUUUAUUUUUUUUAUACUUUAUAAAGAAAAUUAUAGUAAAUUAUAUGAUAUACUGAAAAUAAUCUUUAUAAAGACUAAUGGCAAGAAAAACGGUAUAUAAUGUGUGGGUACAGUAAAUGAGUAAGAGGAAAAUUACAGCAAAACACAAAAACCGCAGAAAUAUAAAAACAGCCCUGGUCCUUAAGAAAACUGAAAAACGGUCUGGUCACUAAGGGGUUAAAGAAACCUUCAAACAUAGGUCUUAUGUCAGCAACAUCAAAUUCUUAGAUAUGUAAAGGAACACUAUAACUUUAGAAAUACAAAUCCCUAUCCCUGCCUUUAUAACAACAACAAAAACUUGCCUUUUACCAGCGCUGAGACUCCCUUUGUGCUGCUCCCUUUUUUGCUUCCUGUAACAUAAUCAAGGAGGCAUUGCUUCAUCCAUUCCUGGACCAACGAUGUGCAUACAUAUACAUACACAUACAUACAUCCAAUGCUUCUCCUAUGAAUUCCAUGCUUUACUAUGUGCUGCAGUGUCACCUUUUUUUAUUUGGCCAGUGCAGCAGAAGCACCUCUAGUGGCUUUCUGCAAUACAGCCCACUAGAGUUGUGUUUAACCCUGCAAUGUAAACAUAAAUGUUUCUACAAAACUGCAGUGAAUUACUUUGCAGGGAUGAAAUGACAGGGCCACUGCACUCAGACAUUCUUUUCAAAUAUUUUGAUUGAAGAUUUUUCAAAUAAUGUAUAAAUGUAUACAAUCAGAUACUGUAAUAACACUAUAAUAAUAAUAAUAUUGAUUAAUACAGAAAAUAACAUACUAAAACAGGGAAUAAACUUGAUUUGGGAUUUCUGUGGGAAAAGCAAGUCUUAUGGCUUGACCAGUGUGCAGAUUUUUGUUUAACAUUGUAUUAACUAUCCACAGACUUCAGGUGGAAGGGGUUUUCAAUCACAAUUUUUCCCCACCAUAACCUAUUUGGAUUUUGCUUCCCAAGCACUACCAAGCCUCAAUAAGCAAACCAGUAACCAACCUCAUGCUGAAGAGUUGCAUUAACAACAAAACAGCUGUCCUUGAGUGGUUCACUGGUUUUGCAUCUUUUCCUAAAUUGUGUUCCAAGCAGUUGUAUACUGCAAACACAGAUUAAAAUGAAUCCAUGUUUAAAAUGGAAUGAGGCAAAAAUGUGAUUCUUUGUUAAAGUAAUUUGCAUAUGCUCACCCAGAAUCCUUUGCAGUUGUAACAUCACUGCAAAUUUGGGAUUUCUGUGGGAAAAGCAAGUCUUAUGGCUUGACUGGUGUGCAGAUUUUUGUUUAAUCUCUCUCUCUCUCUCUCUAAUUAUAAGUGUAUUUUUAUGCAUAUAUUAAUAUAAAAAUACACUUAGUAUGACUAUAUAUUAAGUGUAUUUUAUAUUAAUAUAUACAUAUUAAAAUUAAACUAUGCGUGUGUGUAUAUAUUAGUAGUAUUAUGAGAUAUAUAUAUAUAUAUAUAUAUGCUAUAUAAAUCGCAAUACAAAUAUAUACACACGUAUAGUUUAAUUAUAAGUGUAUUUUUAUAUUAAUAUAUGUAUAUAUUAAUAUAAAAAUACACUUAUAAUUAAACUAUACGUGUGUAUUAUUAUUGCGAUUUAUAUAGCGCAUAUAUAUUAACUAUAUUUAGUGUGUGUGUGUGUGUGUAUAUAUUAAUUAUAAAAUACAAAAGUAAAUUAAAUUAUUAAAAAGCAAAAAUAAUAAAAAAUGAUAUCUAUGAAAUUAUUCUAACUGUAUUUUGAUAUAUAUUUAUAUCAAAACACACUUAGAAUGAAAUUGUGUAUAUAUCUGUGUGUGUGUGUGUGUGUGUGUGUGUAUAUAAAAAUAAUACGAAAUAUACAUAUGUCCAUAUACAAAAUUGCAUAAAUAAUUAUAUAAAUAUACAUGCAGACUUCAAAUAUAUAAAUAUGCAUAUAUAUUUAAAUUCUAUGUGCGUAUUACGUAAUUAAGUAAUUUUAUUGAUUGAAAUUUGAGGGACCUGUCUGCCAACCCAGGCCAAAAGUCCAGAGAAUUUAAUGUGCUAGCACUGUAUUUUACCUUGUAACUUUCUAUGACACCGUAAACCUGUACAUGGGGGGGUACUGUUUUACUCGGGAGACUUCGCCGAACACAAAUAUUAGUGAUUCAAAACAAUAAAACGUAUCACAGCAAUGAUAUUGUCAGUGAAAGUGACUUUUUUUUUAUUUUUCACACACAAACAGCACUUUUACUGAUGAUAUAAUUGUUGUGAUACGUUUUCCUGUUUUGAAACACUAAUAUUUGUGUUCAGCAAAGUCUCCCGAGUAUAAGUUACAGGGUCAAAUAUAUGGGUCAAAUAUUUUUACAUUACAAAAGCGCUAGGGAGAGCUCGUGGCUGACCGAUCAUGUAGUAUAAAUACACCCUGAUGGGGUAACGAUAGGAACUAUGUACAAGUUAACCAAUAUAAACUGAGCUUUGGUUGUCUAGAAUGCCGUGAUGUAAGACGGCGACGAAGUUGUUCUCAGGAACAAAUGUUAUGCUUGUUUCACAUUUGAACAUAUUGUAGCAGAUACACACAGGUCGUACGUGACCUCAACCUGCUGAACACUGAAUCGAAUAAGCUGUUCUACCAUUACUCUAUCUAAUCUAAUAAAAACAGAUUUACAAAAAAAAUUAAAAUAUUUUUACAUUGAAAACUGCCAGGUUUGUUACGUUGCCUUUGAGAGCGUAUGGUAGCCCAGGAAUGAGAAUUACCCCCAUGAUGGCAUAACAUUUGCAAAAGACAACCCAAGGUAUUGCAAAUGGGGUAUAUCCAGUCUUUUUUUAGUAGCCACUUAGUCACAAACACUGGCCAAAAUUAGCAUUCAAUUUAGUUUUUUACUUUUUUCACACACAAACAAAUAUGAACGCUAACUUUGGCCAGUGUUUGUGACUAAGUGGCUACUAAAAAAGACUGGACAUACCCCAUAUUGAAUACCCUGGGUUGUCUACUUUAAAAAAAAAAUAUAUGUACAUGUGGGGUGUUAUUCAGAAAUUUGACAGAUAAUAGUGUUACAAUGUCACUAUUGAUAAAUUUAAAAAAUGUAUGUAUCGAAACCGCAAUAUCCUACUUGUACUUAUAGCCUUAUAACUUGCAAAAAAAAAAGCAUGUAAACGCUGGGUAUUUUUAAACUCAGGACAAAACUUUGAAUCUAUGUAGCAGUUUUUUUCAUUAGCUUUUGUAGAUGAGUAAAAUAAUUUUCAAGUAAAAGUCAAAAUAAUUUUUUUUUUUUUUUUCAACUGGUCAUAUUUUUUUUUUUAACUUAAUUUACAUGAGAUUAUAUAAAUAAUGGUAUGUAAAGAAAGACCCUUUUUGUCCUUAAAAACCCCAAUAUAUAAUUUGUAUGGGAACAGUAAAUGAGAGAGCGGAAAAUUACAGCUAAACACAAACACCACAAAAGUGUAAAAAAAGGCCUGGUCGCAAAUGUACAUCGCAAAAACAGUCUGGUCCUUAAGGGGUUAAAAUCAACAACCAAACCUGUAUUCCUGGCACGGUAGCUCCCUCUGCCUCCUUUUUACAUUGCAGCAAUAGGUGCAAAAGGCACAUUACACCCAGACCACUUCAAUUUGCUGAAGUGGACUUGAUGUCUACAGUGUCCCAUUUAAAAUGUUUUUCUAAAUGUGUAAUAUGUGCGAAGAGGAAUAGUCUUCGGCUGCACAAUAUAGCUCUCUUGUUUGUUAUCAUUAUGUAGAAUUGCCAUAUUUAAGUAUACCAAAAUAGGGAGCCAUCUACUAAACACAGACCUAUACACACUCUCAGAUAUACAUACACAUUCAGUUUUGCCGAUGCCAGGAUUACCUCAUAUCCCAGCAGCCGGCUCACUGUUGGGCAUGUGAGGGAGUUGUGCAGGAGGAGCUCAGUAUGUAAAAGAUUCACUGCCUCCUUCGCCGCCUGGCAUCCCGGAGUGCUACCGGGUCGCAUUACUAGCGGUUCCAGGUUGCCCGCGGGUUGAACAUACCUGUUUUAAAAUGUCCCUGUGGCCUUUUAUGCAUUAAAUGAACAAUGAGAUGCCUCUAUGUAAGAGUUUGUCAAGAUAGCCCAUGAUUGCUCCAGAAAAUCUAUUUUUUUUUGUGCAUUAAAAAAAUAUAAAAAAUUGUAAUGGCAGACAUUUUUAUUUUUAUUUCAAUACUUUAAUCCCACAUAGAUUAAUAAUUUUGAAAUGUUCAAUUUCUUAAAACUAUUUUAAGCUUCAAUAGAUGCUUAUAAAUGUAUAAUUUUAAUAAAGAAGACUAGGAGUCCCCUAAAUAUAGUGUUUGUGUACAUAUAUACACACCCCUUAAAGGGACACUAUAGUCACCAGAACAACUACAGCAUAUUGUAUUUGUUCUGGUGAGUAUAAUCAUUCCCUUCAGGCUUUUUUGGAGUAAACAGUUUUCAGAGAAAAGACAGUGUUUACAUUACAGCCUAGGGAUACAGAUACACCCACUGGCCACUCCUCAGAUGGCUCGUAGAGGGGCUUCCUGGGAUGCAGCACUGCCAUUCAGUGUCUCCACCCUCUGCACUCCACCCUCUGAACUUUCCUCAUAGAGAUGAAUUGAUUCAAUGCAUCUCUAUGAGGAGAUGCUGAUUGGUCAGGGUUGUUUGGCUUAUCUGGGCUCUGCCCCGAUCUGUCUCCUCGACAAUCCAAUGCUUUCCUAUGUGAAAGCUUUGUGAUUGGCUGAGAUUCCCAUUUCUGAUGUCAGCCAGGCAGGCUGAUCAGGGGCAGACAGCAGAAGCAAACUGAAAUAAAUGUAAGAUUUUGCUAUAUUUGGGGGGACUGGAGGUGGGCUAGAUGGUGGUUUUAACACUAUAGGGUCAAUAAUACAUGUUUGUGUUCCUGGCCCUAUAGUGUAUAGUGUUCUUUUAAAGGAUCACUAUAGUGUUGUUUUUCUGACACUAUAGUGCCCUAAUGGUGCCCCCACCCUCAGGGUGCCCCUCCCAUGGCGCUGAAGGGGUUAAAACCCUUUCAGCAUCUUACCUUAUUCCAGCGCUGGGCUCCUUUGGCGCUGGUGACCUCUCCUCCCCGUCCGUCUGCGGAGCCGAAUGCGCAUUCAAAGUGUCCAUAGGUAAGCAUUUCUCAAAGUUUUCCAAUGGACGUCAGCUUCUUCUUACUGUUCAUUUUCACAGUGAGAGCCCCUAGAGGCUGGAUUAACCCUAUUGUUUCUCUGAAACUGCUAUGUUUGCAUCUGAAGGGUUAAAACCUGAGGGACCUGGCACGCAGACCACUUCAUUGAGCUGAAGUGGUCUGGGUGACUAUAGUGGCCCUUUAAUCUAAUAAAUAAAAUUGUAACUUGUUUUACCUCAAAGGAGCAUUUUAGAUACAGAUAGUAAUCUAUCAAGAUUUGUUCCUUUUCAGGGUUCUUCUCUCAUUUGUUCAAAGCUAUUUAAUUUGAAUUGACCCCUUCCUAGAUUACCAUGUAACCCCUUUUGGCUUCAACAUACGUUGUAUGUUUGGUCUUCCUUUCCAAUUUAAAAUCGAAACUUAAUUCACUAGAUUUGAUACAGGCUCGUUCGGUCAACCUUGAUAUAACCGAGUUUGACAAAUCAGAGCAUCUUUGCACCCUAUAUCAAGAUGGUGCUAAUGGUAAUAUGGCUUCAAGAGCCACUUGGAUUUAAGAGACUAUUUCCCUGGCGUACUAUUCACAAGAUAAGUCACCUCCUCCUUUGCUGCUGGCUUAUUCUACUAGGUCAAUCUCAAUCUUGGAUAAAACACUGGCUUAAAAAUAGAGUGCAGAGAGUAAAUGUAAAAUUUGCAGGUUGGACAAAAGUGGUAAGAGGAUUGCCUCAGGGUUCUGUCCUGGGUCCACAUCUCUUAAAUCUAUUUAUAAGUGAACUUGAAGUGGACAUUGAGGUAUUAUUUAAAGUGACUUUGAACUAAAUUUUUAUUUUGUUCAUUUUAUUUUUUUUAAAACAUGUCUUAUUGAUAUUAGGUUUCAUUGGAUACAUAUUUUUGUGAUUUGUUUUCCAACAUAUAUGUAAUAAUGAUUAUGCCAGAAGUAUAAAGCAUUAUAGUAUUCUGAGUCUUCAGAAUCGAACAAGUAGAACACAGGUUGCAUUCCAAGGACGCUUGUAACCCAACAGGAAAUGACAUAAGGAUCAAAAACCCAGAAACAGAAUAUAGGAUUGAUGGAACAUAAUGUCCAUCCCAAACACAGAUGAGGAGUGGACCAGACAUUGAAAGAAGAGCGCGAUCACAGCAAUCAAAAGUGGGAUAUAAACAAGAAGAGAAGAGCCAGGAUUAUUGCAAUUUAAGAAGUCAUAUUGGCAUUUUUGUUUUAUAGCAAGUAUUGUGUUGCUUUUAUUUGUACUAUAAUUUUUAUUUUUAUCAAUAAAUAUAAUUAUCAUCUUUGAAGAAGUGGAAUUCACUUUAUUUGGACCACAUAUACCUACCAAAGUGUCAAGGCAGCUUUAUCAGGCUUAUCGUGUGUGUGUGUCUCUCUCUCAUCCUGGGUAGGUGUGGCUAGACUGCAUAGACAAACUGAUUUUAAUUUCCAAAUAUUAGAGAAUGAGCAGUGAGCCAGUAGGGGCAAGAAUUUAUAUACCAUAGCCAUUUCAUUAAGACAAAGAUUUUUUUUUUUAGUACUUGAGUCCCUUUAGAAAAUACAAGUCCCUAAAGUCCUUUAGCUGAUUUAGGAAAAAAAAAAACCCAACAUCCUUCUUUUUGAAAGUGUCAGGUUCAAAACAAAUUGGUCCUUUUAUAACCCCUGGACAUUGGUUUGUCUUGAACCACUGUAAGGGUUCCAUUACUCUAAGCCAAGCGGCAUGUGGCCUGGUGAGCUGCAAGUACAUGCUUGGUGUUAAAGCAGAGUAGGCAGCUGCUUUCUCCACAUUGCAGGUGCUUACUCUGCUAAAAUUUACCAGGCCAGGGAAGGCAGAAUGGAGCAGUGAGGAGCAGAAAGGAGAUCUCCAAAUAGAUCCCCACUGGGAAUGGUGUCUGUCUGGGAGUGUCUCUGUGUUGCGAUGGCUGCAGCUGGACAGUGGAUUACCUGGAGGUGCACAGAGGCACGCAACGUCACAUUCCGACGUGACGUCAACUUGCUCCACCUUCACAGGGUUUCAAGAAGUAGCGGGAGCAUCCACUUUGGCACAGGGUGUGGACGGAGCCAUUUGGGGUAUACCAGAGGCCGCACUCCAGAGACGCUUUCUGGCAGCGGCAAUGUGUGGGGACUGAGAUUUAGUAGAGGGGAUGCUUUUUUUUUAUUAUUAUUAUUUUUUUUUUAUUUUUUUUUAAUACAAUACUUUUCAAAAUAAACCUACGUUCCUAUGAAAAUUUAAGGUUUUUUUUUUUUUGUUUUGUUUUGUUUUUUGCGGCACAUAAACUUAAACGUGCUAGACUUUGAGUUUGACAUGCUUGCUCUAUGCAGUUAGAGAAAGUAAAGGUGUCUUGCAGAUAAUUCUCUAUGAAAAGGAUUACAUGGUUCUUUCAGUGCUUCUCUAUAAGAAGAAUUGGCUUGUUCAGGAUAUUGCAGGUAGUGGUGAUCUCUGUGAGGAGGCGCUGCAGUUAGACCCUCUCGUUACUGUAUUAGAGAGAAGUCCAUUUUUUUUUCUCCUUUAGAAAUGUGGGAAGGCCCAAUAAUUUAAAUUUUUUUUAUUUCUAAUAGAGUUAAAUUUAAGUUCAAUAAAGUGAUGAUACAGAGGGUAUAGGCAUGCCUAAAAAUAAUUGAGUGACAAGGAGAGCAAAAGAGACCUCACAUAAGCACUAUUUCAGCUCUUCAUCCAUAGCAAACAUAGUGCAUGUGCUGUGGUUGCUAUCGUAACCUCUUAGCCAAUGCUGUGUAGGGAGUACAGAAACUGAGUGGUCUACAUCAGUCCAUUCAAACUCUAGUAUGCUGUAAAUGAAAUCCGCUUGUCUGUGUAAACAAUGGGGUUUUCAGUGCUUUGGGCACGGAAAUGUUUUGUAUCAAUUUUGUAUUUUAUGUAUAUUACUUAUUUCUUAAAGGACCACUAUAGUGCCAGGAAAACCACACUCGUUUUCCUGGCACUAUAGUGCCCUGAGGGUGCCCCCACCCUCAGGGUCCCACUCCCGCCAGGCUCUGGGGAGAGGAAAGGGGUUAAACUUACCUUUUUUCCAGUGCCGGGCGGGGAGCUCUCUGCCUCCGUUCCUCCUCUUCGGCUGAAUGCGCAUGCGUGGCAGGAGCUGGGCGCGCAUUCAUCCUGUCUCAUAGAAAAGCAUUUAUAAUGCUUUCCUAUUGACGCUGGCGUCUUCUCACUGUGAUUUUCACAGUGAGAAGCACGCAAACGCCGCUAGCGGCUGUCAAUGAGACAGCCAAUAGAGGCUUUAGAGGCUAGAUUAACCCAUUUAUAAACAUAGCAGUUUGUCUGAAACUGCUAUGUUUAUAACAAAAAAGGGGUUAAUCCUGGAGGGACCUGGCACCCAAACCACUUCAUUAAGCUGAAGUGGUCUGGGUGCCUAGAGUGGUCCUUAAAUUCGUAUUAAAGGAACACACCAAGCUCAAUAGGCCUUUGUAGUGUAGAGGAGGUUAUGGUGCCAGAACCACUUGGCUAAAUAGUUAAACUGUUUGCAAAUGAGGUAUUCUGGUCACCGUCUCUUGUUACCAGAAGCUUCUGGGCCGAGCACAGCCUGUUGGUUCAUGGCUUAGCUCAUUGACUGAGAUUACUCAGCUGAUGCUCUCAGCCAAUGAGCCUACCAUAUAUGGCAGGGCUUAGUUUAGUAGAGGUAUCUAUGCAGAGCUUGGAGACCCUGCACAGUAUGCAGCACUGGACUAAGAAGCACCUCUAGUUGUCAUCUGAGUGACUGUCGCUAGAGUUGUUCCUAGGCAGCAUUGAAAAUGCUUUUUCUUUGAAAAGGCAGUGUUUACAUUGAAAAAAAGACUGCAGGGACAGGCAUUAGAUACAAGACCGACUACUUUAAGCUUUAAUGGAUCUGGUGAUUAUAGUGUCCCUUCAAGAAUUUUUAUUUAUAAUCAUUUUUAUUUUUUUUUUUAUUUUUUUUUAAAUCUGGCUCCUAGAUUUGUCAAGCUUGCCUUCUCUCUCCAUAUAAUCACUAUCUGUAAUAGCACAUCACUAGUCCUCCCAACUGACUCUUGCGCUAUUGAUAGUCACCCAAAGUCUAGAGAGAUACUUGAAGGUGGCAGUGUCUAGAAAUAACCCGGAAGGAUUGUUAAACCGUCAUAAAUAAGUAAAGUGGAUUCCAGGACCCAAAAAGGAAGUAUAAUCAGGGUAAACUGCUGAAUGGAUCGGUCAGUUGAGAUAUCCAGAUAUUUGCUUUAAGGGACACUUCAGUGCCCAUAAACAAAGUAAAAUUCCCUGUUCAGUAGGGGAAAUAUCUAAACACCACUUGCAGAUCUAUUGUUUGAUGCCUUUGUACAUUCUCUCUGUGUAACUCAGCCCAGACAUUCUCUAACUGUCCAAUCACAGACUUCCCAAAUGCAUCCCAAUGAGAAGUCUUUACAGGAUCUCUGAGCAACUCCCUCUUGAGUUUAGCUGGAUUAAGCUAUACAUCUAAGAAAUAACAGAACUGGUUGUCAGAUUUACAUAAAAGUGCAAAUUUCUCUUGAAAUCUGCACUUUAUGUAAAAUGGAAAACAAAUAGGAGACAGUCUUCACACAUAAAGCUAUUUAGCAAGCUGAAGUGCUUUAGGGUUUGGAGUGUCCAUUUGCCAAGAUUAUACAUUUUAACCACCCACGUAAUGUGGCAAAGCCCUAUCAUUUAGGUGUGCUGCCUAUAUUUAAGUUUAUAAGCGCUGAUCCUUCUGUACACUCUUCACUUAAUGUGACAUACUCAGCUGAUUUUCUAAAGAGUUUUAAACUGGUUGUGAUAAUUUUUGUAUUUAUUUUAGAGAUUGUAAUUUUUAACUUCUAAUAUAUAUAUAUUUUUUUUUUAUUUCAGGCACAUGAAGCCUCACAUCAUCAUCACCACCACCACCAUCAACAACAGGCUGCCCAAAACAGCUUGCUACCACUUUUGGGAACUCCGGUUGAGCCCCCUGAUCAGAAGCCCAUGUUACCUUUACCUUUAGCACAAAAACCUCAGACUCCAACAGAACCUAUAAAAGAACCAGUUGUAGUAAAAAAAGAGAAACCGAAAACGUCAUUUGUGUGUACCUACUGUAGCAAAGCUUUCAGGGACAGUUACCAUUUGAGGCGCCAUGAGUCCUGCCACACAGGAAUAAAAUUAGUGUCACGACCAAAGAAAACGCAAGUGUCACCAGUUGUGCCCCUCAUCUCUACUAUUGCUGGGGAUAAUAGCAGAUCAUCAUUGGUAUCUACUAUUGCAGGAAUUUUGUCAACAGUCACAACUUCUUCCUCUACUACCAUUCCUAGCUCAAGCACUAGUAUCCCACCAAUGCCGGUGACUCAACCAGUAAAGAAACCAAGUAAACCAGUUAAGAAAAAUCAUGCAUGUGAGAUGUGUGGAAAGGCAUUCAGGGAUGUAUACCAUCUCAAUAGACACAAACUGUCUCACUCUGACGAGAAGCCGUUUGAAUGCCCAGUCUGCAAUCAGCGUUUCAAGAGAAAAGAUCGUAUGACAUAUCAUGUUCGAUCUCAUGAAGGAGGGAUCACAAAGCCUUACACAUGCAGUGUUUGUGGAAAAGGUUUUUCAAGGUAUGGAUUUUAUUUUCAAUUUCUUACAUAAAUUUAUUUAAAAGUUUAACUUGCACUGCUCAGGUCAGUUAAAGUCGUAUAUUGGGUUCCUAAGGCGGCUCAAAGGGUAAUUGGGCUUCUUUCUGCUCACUGUUGUUCCAUCACAGUGUGAAGAAUCCGUGCUAGAGGCAAGUAGAUGUGAAAUCAUGUCAACAAUCUCCUUUACAAUUGUUUCACUUUAUGAUAAUGCAGUGUCUCAAGAUGUUGAACUCCCUUUGCAAAGAGUAGACUUAUUUAUACCAGAGGACGUUUAUGCCUAGAAAUCUCCAAAUACUCAAAAUGCCUUUGUCUGCACAUUGUGUAGUUGGAGGGGCUGACUAGUACAUGGCAAAGCUCUCGGGUCUGUUAGCGUUUGGGACCUAUAGUUCAAUUAUCACAUUAUCAGCUUUCUACUUAUGAAUAUAUAACUCAGAGUAACCUUUUUGUUGGGCCUUCUUUUUUGCCAUGUACAACCAUGUUGUUGGGAAAAAAUGCAGCUUUAAAAAAUAAAUAAAUAUGAUUUAUGGACCCAUGGCAUAGCUUACCGUAUGCAGGACCAGCAAGAAAGUUAUAUGUAAGAUUUACUUAGGAGGAGCAACCUAUGAAAUUACUUUCCUUUGUGGUAGACGAGCAUUAGUCCAUCUAAAUCACGGUUGUCCAAAAUGUUUUAAAACUAAAACUUCCAUGAUGCUUUGUCAUUCUAAAGACAUACUAAGCAUGAUGGGAGCUGUAGUUCUGCAACAUCUGGGGAGCUACCUUUUGCGCACUCCUGCUCUAAAUCUUACAAUACAAUAUGGGUUAGCCCAGGGCUUGACAAAUCCCAGGUUGGCAUGGCCACUAUGAAUUUUGUUCUGGCACUUGGCUAUUUCUCAGCUCGUUCCCUCCGAGGCAGGUGGCUGAGGGGGAGUGGAGGGCAUGUGGCUGACCAGCUGUAAGGAAUGGAGGGAGCUGCAAUCUUCUUGCUCUGCUCCCUUGCGCUUACCAUCUAGUGAUACUGGUAGCUGGCAUAUAUGUUGUCACCCUGGCCCAGGUUUCAAUAAACAGCGCGCGGGAGAGGAGAGCAUGAAGAGCUUGAUAACAGCAGCCCCACUGGACUCCAGGAAAAGCCAAUCCAUUCCAGCUCUCCCAAAUGUAGGGAGACUGGGUGGACUUAAAUUGAAUUAAAACAUAAUUUGCGUGUGUGUGUGUUUAGGUGUUUUUACUCACCUUUCUUCCCACACUGUGCUGGUCUCGCUGCGGUUGGCGCAACCUCCAUGGCUGAGAUAAUCAAGCUUGGUGAUAUCAGCCAAUCCAAUGCUUUCCCGUAGGAAAGCAUUGGGAGGCUCUUGUGCAUGCACUGCAAAAGCUGCACCAAUUAGCAUUUACUCAUAGAGAUGUAUUGAAUCAAAAUGUUCAGCGUUUUAGGUGCUGCACAUUGUGCAGUACUGACAUAGGAAGCAGUUUAGUGACUGUCUGAGUGCCACUCGAGUUGUUACUAGGCAGCAACACUGCCUCUUCUCUUAAAAUGUAGUUUUUACAUUGAAAAGUCAGCUGGGACAGGAUAUAGACACCAGAACUACUACAUUAAGCUGUAGUGGUUCUGGUGAUUGUCGUGUCCCUUUAAGAAUUGUAUUUUUGUCUUUGAAAAUGGCUACUAGAUUUAUAACUAAUUUGGCAAGCACUUAGUGUUUAACUUUAUGGCUCUUUGAUUUUAUGGUCAGGUUUGCUGUCCGUUGCUUUCAGACUGGCAAGCAAAUUAAGAAUCUAGUAAAAGUCCUGUUGACUUGAUAUCCGCAUAAAUUUUAAAUACUGGGUAAACCCAGACAUGCCUUAAAGGAACACUGUAAAUGCAAAAAGAUAUUCCUGACAUUAUAGUCUGAAAUGGCUUUGCACGUGACAUGUCUUGCUCCUAUUGCACUGAAAAUGUGGUUUCACUUACCUUUUUCUUCUGUGCUGGUCUUGCAGCUGUUAACUCCGCCUCCAUAGUAAAGCUUUGUGAGGCCAUUGUGCAAGCACAACAAAAUGUUGCGCCAAUCAGUAUAUCCUCAUGGAGAUGCAUUGAAUCAAUGCAUUUCUGUGGGAAACAUUCAACGUCUCCAUGCAGAGAAUCUGAACGUUAGUUGACUAGGAAGCACUUUUAGUGGGUUUGAAUAACUGCAACUAAAUGUGUUAGGCACCAAUGUAAACACUGUGUUUAAUCUGAAAAGCCUGCAGGUACAGCCAAAGUGUAGCGUUGGUAUGGCAUGGGCAUGGGCAUGGUAUGACGUGAAAGUAUGAAUUUCUGCCAGCUGUCAAACUGUUUAACAAUUUAACAGAAAAGUUUAUAUUUAUAAGUAGCAAGUAGUUAGUGUAGAUUUCUACUUUUAUAUAUUUAUCUCUCUCCAUCUCUCCUAUGAUAAAGAAGACUGGUGGUUUUAACACUAUUGGGUCAGGAAUACACAUUUUUGUUCCUGACCCUAUAGUGUUCCAUUAACCAUGAUGGACCAUUUAGGUGGCUUGCAUCCAUUACAUUCACCCUUUCUUACAUUUGAUUUUUGCUAUUGAUCCAAAAGAAGGCAAAAAAACUAUCUAAACCGCUUCCAAUUGUACAACAAAGUAUAAAAAAAUAAAAUAAUUCUUGACCCCAGUAUGGCAGUCAGAUAUAUCCAUGGAUCAAGAAGAUACCCAUAGUACAUGUUAACUAACUUUUGAUAUUUUUAUCUCCUGCUAAAUUGAACUUUAGCCACACACAGGAGACUCCUAUAAUGUCUAGCAAGCUAUUAACGGUGCAGGAGAAAAAUUCUAAAUUGAAUAGAAUUUGCAAUAAAGGAAGUGUAAACAUUAGAUCUAACUUUAGAGGAAGUGUUUAGGAAGGCUGUGUUUGUUAUAUGAAGGAAGAUGUGACAAGGGCUGUAUAAAAAUAAAUAGAUUUUAAUGCCUAUGACACAUAAGUGAGCAGUGAAGCUGCAGGGGAAUGAUCUAUACACCAAAACUGCUUCUUUCAGCUAAAGUUGUUUUGGUUAAUAUAGUGUCCCUUUUAAAUAACAAUAGCUGCAAGCAGUGAUGUCGUCGUUAAAACGUAAUGACAUUGCUAUGACACGCACAUAUAAAGCAGCAUGUAAUAGGUGCUUAAUUCUGGAUAAUUAUUUUAAACGUUUGUAGCUUCAAAACAAUAAAACUACCGAGGCAUGACCUAUGAGCCACUUGUGUAUACAGGUGGUCCUCGUUUUGCGACCUACCUGUUUUAUGACGGCUCGCACUUACGACCACCUCUCUCGCGGGUUGGUAAGUGCGAGCCGUCGUAGGAAUUAGAGGGAUUCCCUGAUCUGCUGCGUUCAUCUAUGUUCGGGGAAAUGUCCCUGAACAUAGACAAGUGUACCAGAGCAGGGAAUCCCUUAACUCCUCACUUACCGACCAAUUUGUUCUACGACCAGGUCAUAGGAACGGAACUCAGUCGGUAAUUGAGGAGUACUUGUAUUGCAAAUAUUUUUUAUUUUUUUUUGCCUAUGCCUUUUAUGUAUCUUGAAUGUGUGUGUAUUUUUCUGUUUAAUAUUUUUUUUUCCUCCCAUACAAGUCAAGUACAAUAACAUUUUAAGGUUAGUUUAAGUAAUAAAAGAAUACAUAGUCCAUUACCGUGCAAGUAUUUCAGACCAGUUCAGAAUUGUCAGUUUGUUGUGGUAGGGGUUUUUUUUUUUUUUGUGUGUGUUUUGGACACCCAUGUUGCUUUUGCAAAAGUGAUAGGAGCCGCACUCAAUCUCAGGAGCAGGACCUGCAAUCCCACAACCUCUUAGCAGGUCGAAACAUUGCUGCUCCUUUUGUUCUAUUAAAACUGCAGCUUGAACACCUUGAGUGCCUGGAGAAUUUCUUGUCAACCGUGUUGCCUUUGAUACUUGAGUUAUUAAAUCUAUGUGCCUUAGACAUUUUAAAAUAGCUAAGUGGUGCUAUAAAUGCAAAUUUAUUAAAAGGUCUUUGGAUCAGUGAGGCCAUUAAUUUUGAACUACCAUGUAAUACAAGACCUUGAUGAAGGCAUGUUUCAUCUCUUCUCUUCCCUUCCCUGCGGUUUAAGAGAAAGUGAUCUUUUCUCAUAAUAAAAUAUGGCCAUGAAGGCACAUAGCACAUAUUCUUCUCUUAAAAGUAUGAUCAGUUUCUCAUCUGCAUUGUAAAUGUAUAAGUAGGACAUUUCUUAAAUGUUUUCCAAUGUAUACUAAUGCAACAGCCGUAACAUGCAACCUAUCUAUGACCUUCAUAUUUUCUAAGAGUAUAGCAAAACUCAAAAAAUUUCAAGCCCUAAACUACUAACCAGCCUCUCCCCUCCCCCCCACCCCCAAAUCCCGACCUGUACUGUACUGUUUAGCCAUGCAUACUAUUGUUAAUUAUUUUGGUUUAUUUAUAUGCCGUGAAGUUGCAUUAUAAUCGCUUUGAAUUUACUUACUUAUCUACUUUUAUACAGACCAGAUCACUUAAGCUGUCAUGUGAAGCAUGUUCAUUCAACAGAGAGACCCUUCAAGUGCCAAGUAAGAACAUAUUUUUUUUAUUUUGAGACAUUUCUCAUAAAAUAAUCUAUGGUGUAUGUAUGUGUUUAUUCUAAUUCUAUGUGUAUUUUGAUAUUAAUCUAUAUUUCCUUUCCCACACUUUAAAAAAAAAUAUAUUUUUUGUUAUAACACACACACACACACACACACUCAAUGUUGCAUGCAUUUGAUUGUGAAUAUUGUAAUGCUGGCUUGAUCUGCAGAAAAUCCACCUCUGUUUAUAUUCAAUGCAUUGUCUUUUGAGAGCAGUGAUUCCCCUCCCACCCAAAGGAUGAGUUUUCAGCUAUUUAACGCUAUCUCAUAUUAUUGCUUUAUUUUGCCAGUUUUAGCAGUAAUUAUAUUUGAUAGUGUUUUAAACAUCCUGCAAUAUUUCUUUACAUUUUGUAGUCUUGAUGUGUGCUACAUUUGAAACAAAUCAUAUGUGCUCCUUUGCAUCCCUUAAUUUUAGAAAUUUCCCAUGCUUAUAGUUCUGUAAGUAGUUUUUUACUUUACUGAGCCUCAAGGAAGAUGUUCACUAUAACAUAUUGAUUUGUCAGGGCCCCACCCAGCACUUCAAAUCACCCAUAUUGAGAUUUAUAAGCAAAAGAUAGCCACAUGGGUGUUUCAUGAAGUGAUUUUUAUUUCCUUACCACUCUACAACUAUUGUUUGUACAAUAUAAGCAAGAGAAAAGAAGUUUAGACAAAUGCUGCUAUCAUUAUCACAGGUCUGAUGUGUGCUACUACAGUAAAUAAAAAAUACCUAUGUUUGGUUUUCACAAAAGUUACUUGGUACAACAAUACAGCAAUGUUCACUUUGUAUAGGUUUGGCAGACUUUAGAGAAGCUAUAGCGCCAAAGUAGAUGUUUGAAAGAUUAACCCCUUAAGGACACAACGUCUGGAAUAAAAGGGAAUCAUGACGGAAUAUUUCCAUCACGUGUCCUUAAGGGGUUAAUGGAAGCAUAAGUCUGCUAUGGUUCUUUGUAUGAUUCCUUACGUAAAAGAUUUUGUUCUGUAAAGGUAAUGCUAAUUAUACUUUACUUUUUCCUCAGUUUUAAGGGCUGGUUGUAAGAAAGUCGGUUUGUGUAACAAGAUACAGUUCUAAAAGUGCCAACUUCUAUUGAAGUCUGUCCUUGUUGUAAAAUUAAAAAAGUAUCACAGUCUUCACACAAAGCAUUUAAAGGGAUGGCCUCUAUCAAGAAUUUUUUUUUUUUUUUCUCACUUAAGGUUACUUGGUUGUUCAAGCUUUUUGACUACCUCUCAAAUACACAUGUAGCAAUUACCUGUUAUGGGGUUAUAGUUAAAGGGUCAAAUUAAAAACAUGCUAAUUUUAUUUUCAAAUUUCCACUUUUCACUGAUUCUCUUACUUUCGAGAAAAUAAUAUCCCCCAACUACACUUUACCCCUAUCCGUGCAUACCCUUUGUAAAAGUAAACCACUUGAGCUAAUAUGAAAUAUUUCUAGGUUUUUUUUUUUGUUUGUUUUUUUUCUUAUGUGGCCAUUUCAUUUCUAUUUUCUGCCACAUUUAGAGGUAAAUUUUAGUUUUCCACCUUCAUAUGAAAUUAUUUUGAGGCAAUAAAUUCCAGUAAGACUGAAAGUUCCAUAUCAAUGAUAUGGUUUUGAGGGCUGGAGUCCUUUGCUGAAAUCUUACUUUAAGGUGUUAGAUUGAAGGUGUGGAUAGCCAGGAAAUCUUAUUUAGUAUGAACUGCUCAAAAUGGGUUUAAAGAGGCUGUCAUCUUCUGGUGUCUUUCCAUAUUUUGCUGUGCAGUCGCACAGGGUUGCAGCGAAGGUGUUACCUGAUGCAGUCCCCUGCAGGUGUAGUUAUGACCUUUAUUUAGCUCCUGGUGCUUUAUUUGCUUGUAGCCUACGUCGAUGAAGGAGACAAUUAAUCUUUCCCACAGCCGUCACUCUGAACAGCUGGGGGAAGUGACAACGGUAACAGGGGUCUUUUCACCUUUUGUUAAGGUUUGUCAAGCGGAGGAAAAUUACAUAAGACAUACUUGCCUUAUGUAUUUUAGGAGAAAAAGAUUUGAAAUGAAGAAAACCGAUUAGAAAUGAGGAAAAGAGGAGUAAUAGAUUUGGGUUGACAGCUGCUUUGACACUGAAUGGUGGGACAGCUUCAGAGUCCAGAGACUCAAGUCGCUGUAACUAAUUGAAUGAGAUUAAAUGGUUAUAGUGCCUACAUUGUCCCUUUUAAUAUUGCUUUCUGCUAGAUAAACUAAUUUUUUUUUCUUAUGUUUCCCUCAGACGUGUACUGCUGCCUUUGCUACAAAAGACAGACUCCGAACACAUAUGGUGCGACAUGAAGGGAAAGUGUCUUGCAAUAUUUGUGGCAAGCUACUUAGUGCAGCAUACAUCACCAGCCAUCUAAAGACACAUGGUCAAAGCCAAAGCAUCAACUGUAAUACUUGUAAGCAAGGUAAAAAGUUUCAAGGUAAUGGAUACUUUUUUUUUCUUCAGUCUUACAAUAUGCUUGUAAAGAAAGGAAAAUAUUCCAGGAAAUCAAUGUUUGUUAUACGUAGGCUACAAUAAUAUCCUAAAUCAUUCUCAUAAGCUUAUAACAUUUUAAAGUCAUUGUAAAGCUUUAGGGAUACAAGCCUAUAUUCCUAAUGCCUUAGUGUCGCUGUUCCUAGUUAUGAAGGUCACCCUUCAUACCCCAUGUAUGCCAAAUAAAUAAAGGAUUUUACUCCCUAUUUUUCAGCACUGCUUACCUCUCCUCCCGCUACAGUCCGUUCCAAUGGUCCUCAUAGCGGAGAAUUUGGGACGUGAUGCACAUGCACCCAAGCUUCCCUUUUGGAAAGCAUUUAAGCAGUGCUUUUCUACAGAGACUACAAAGUCACAUGAAAGAGAGUGUUACUCGGUUGUUGCACAAGCCUUUCACUCUAGGCUCUGCCUUCUUCUCCUGCCCUUUGGGAAGUUUGGCGCGUAAAAGAUGUGCGACUUACAAGAAAACUGUAGUUUUUCAUUUUAAAUGUAUGAGACCCCUAGCUUUGACUGCUGGAAGCCAUCAAAGAUGAGAUGACUUGCCUGGUCCCUUACAGGCUGAUAUGCAAAUGUUCAUUAUAGUGGCACUGUUACUUGUGAAUUUUUCAUAGACAGAUCUAUUUUUAUGAAACUUUCAUAAUUACUCCGUCCGUGGAAUCGAAAUAUACACAAGUCAAAGUAGGGACUUAUGUGUCUCCAGUUGGACCUGAAUUUUUUCAUUCUUUGACAAUGGGGGAUUAAGAUCACAAUGUCAUCAAAUCACAUGAAUGCAAAAUAGAUACAUAUGGCAUCUCUUUGCUCAAGAUUAUCUCUUGAGACUCUUUAGAAGGUCUUUAACAUGUAGCUGCCAGAAUCUGUAAACCUGUACAAGGAAGAUGGUACCAGAGAGGAGAGAAGACAGGCAUAUCAUAUACUCGAAUAAAAUUAAACUGUAUAAAUAAAGCAUGUGUACCAAUUAGCACUAUAUUCCCCUAAACAACUUUAGCUUAACGAAGCAGUUUUGAUCAUGCCUCUGAAGACUCCCUGCUCCAUUUUCUGUCAUUUAGGAAUUACACCAAUUUGGUUUCUGUUUGUGCAGACCUAGCCACACCUCCCCAAGCUUUGACAGACACAGGCUACAUUAAAAAUAAAUGUUUAAUUUUCAAUCAGAUGUUAACUUGCUUUAUAAGUUUUUAUCUCCUGCUCUUUAAAUUGAACUUUAAUAACACAGAUUAGGCUUUUGCAAGGUCUAGCAAGCUAUUAACCGUGGAGGAGAUAAAAACAAUUCUAAAUUAAACAGACUGUGCUAUACAGGAAGUUUAGACAUUAGAUGUCUCUCUUCACAAAGUUUUUAGGAAGGCUGUGUAGGUCACAUGCAGGGAGGUAUGACUAUGGCUGUAUAAAUAAAGUUAAUUAUUUCCUAAAUGGCAGAGCAUUGAGCCUACAGGGACAUGAUCUAUACACCAAAAUUGCUUCAUGAAGUAGUUUUUUUUUCUGACUAUAGUGUCCCUUUUGAAAACAUUGUGUAGCCACUAGCAGAUUGCUAAUUUCUUCUUAUGAUUACAUCUCUCUAGUGUUGGUUGGUUCCUUUAAAAUACAAAAUCCUCUUCCUAUAAUAUCACCAUUUUUAUCCUUUACUAGUUUAACCCUUUAAGGACCAAACUUCUGGAAUAAAAGGGAAUCAUGACAUGUCACACAUGUCAUGUGUCCUUACGGGGUUAAAGGACCACUAUAGGCACCCAGACCACUUCAGCUCAAUGAAGUGGUCUGGAUGCCAAGUCCAUCAGAGAAACUGCUAUGUUUACAAUAAGGUUAAUCCAGCCUCUAGUGGCUGUCUCACUGUGAAAAUCGCAGUAAGAAGAAGCUGACGUCCAUUGGAAAGCUUUGGAAAUGCUUUCCUAUGGACUGUUGAAUGCGUGCGCGGCUCGUGCUGCGCAUGCGCAUUCAAAGCUGACGUCAGGAGGAGGAGGAGAGUUCACCAGUGCCGAGGGAGCCCAGCGCUGGUGAAGGGAAAGUGUGCCAGGAAAACGAGUUUGGGUACCCUUUGAAGGGUUACGAAAAUUGAGCUUACAAUUCUUGCAUAUCUAGUAACUGCAAGUCCUUCCCUUUUUCCUUGACCUAAACUUUAACAUCUCUGCCAACAGAUUCGACUAAUCUUUGUGCCAUAUAUAUGUGCAGCUGUUCAAUCACAGACUUCUCAAUAUGCUGUAUAACCCUUGCCAAGAGACUAGAGGCCAUAUAACCACCCAUUGUACAGUGCUAUCUGAUGGCGUUAUAUAAAUAAUAUAAUAAUAUAACCAAUCUUUCGGAAUUCCAUGUUUGAAAUUUUGUAUCUUUUUUUUUUUAUUAUUAUUAUUAUUAUUAUUAUUAUUAUUGGACUACCAGAAUGUUUGUAAUGACAAGCUUUCAGGAGAUUUUCUCUUUCUCAAGUUUAAAGCCUUUCUGAGCAAUACAGCACAUAGAUUUCAAAGAGUUGUGAUACAGGGGUUAAGGCUACAUGAGGGCAGAUAAUUAUUCUCGCUCUCGCUCUCGCUCUCUCGCGCUCUCGCGCUCUCUCUCUCUCGUUAAAAAAAAAAAAAAAAGCUUUAUUAUAUCCUUGCUGUAUUUGGGCGUAAAUGUAAAUAUGUACUCUGCAUGAAAUGAAGUAUAAAAAUAUAAAAUUGUCUGUCUUAACACCUUAAGGACACAUGACGUGUGACAUGUCAAGAUUCCCUUUUAUUCCAGAAGUUUGGUCCUUAAGGGGUUAAAGGGACAAAAGUCACCAAAAGAACUUUAGCUUAAUGAAACUGUUUUGGUGUAUGAUCCAUGCCUAUGCAGUCUGACUGCUCAAUUAUUUGUCACUUAGGAGUUAAUCACUUGGUUUAUGGAGCCCUAGUUACACCACUAAAAGUAUGUCUCUGCUGUGCAAGCAUUUGGCGUUCCCCGUAGGAAGACCUUGAAUCAAUGCUUUCCUAUGAGUUAUUGCUCGCUUGCAAAAUGAAAUUACGUACAGCGUUGUUUCAUGGAGUCAUUAGUCUUAGUCUUAGCCCUGCCUCUCACAAUAAUGAGUGGCUAGGUUUGCGUAAACAAAGUGGUCUAAUUAGUAAAUGGCAGAAUUGAGCAGUGAGCCUAAAGAUGGGCAGUUAAUUAAGAAAAAGUUGUCUUGUUACUUGGUUUAUGCAUUUUUAGGAUCUUUUUGAACCUGGGUCACUGACAAAGGUGCAUGUCAGAACCGAAAUGCACAUCGCACCAUUUAUUUAUUUAUUUUUUCUUAUUUUUUAUAGAGGGGUGUGGUGAUAAGCACAAUAUUUGUUAGCACUCUAAUUCUAAUCAUGAAUUUUGAUUUCAAAUCUCAUGAGGACAGGGGUAUACCUAUGUUACAGUGCACUUGCUGCAGAAAUGUAUUUUGGUACCCCCUCCCAAAUUAUUUUGUCUCACUAUGCAAUCACCCAGUCCACUCUUGUUAGGGAAAUUACAUGUGCUUACUUUUUCAUAUACACAGAUUUGUAUAUAGACUCCUACACACACUCUCUUCCAUAUACACACACGUAAUUUGUAUUUUAUUUAUUUCGGGGAGAGUAAGAGAGGGAGAUUACAGUAAGGAGCCCACCCAGCCUUAAUUUUCUUACCUGAGUUUGAGGUCAAAGCAUAACCAAAAUAUAGAUUAUUUUCAUUUCCGCCAUUUUGACCGUAAAUGUACAUUUUGCUUUUAAUUCACUUUGCAUUCUCACUUUAUUGAAUAACCAUGUAUAGAGUUGACCACACCCGCGUGUGCCUUAAAAAUAGAAAUAAAGGAUUUCCUUACCUAUUUUCCUGCGGCUGUUUAUCUCUGCCUCCUUUGACGUCCUUGAGGAGCCUCCUCUGCUUGUCCAAUCCAAUGCUUCUUAUAGAGGAGCAUUGGGGACCUUAUGUGCACUUCCAAGGUUCUCCACAGGAAAGCAUUAUUUACUCAUUUAGUGCCACUGAAGAGUCUCUAGUAGCCGUGGAAGACAGCCACUAGAGGUGGAUUUAACCCUACAAUGUAAACAUUUCUUCAUUGAGCUUCUUUUACUUUGUGUCCCUUAAAGACAAAACAAAAUGUUAAAACUUAACUUUUAGUGUAAAGUCCUGCUAAAAUAGUCAAAUGUGAUGGUUGGGAAUAUCACUUAAGAAAAAAGUAAUGAUCAAAAUAAAGUAUUUACCAGUCAAACUAAUAUUCUCUAAAGACAGAUCAUUUGAUCUUAGGUGGAUUGUAGUGGUGUGUGUCAGAUAUAAAUAUACUGUGUUUGUGUCUAUAUGUAUUAAAGAUAUUUACGAACUGUAACCAAUUUUGCUAUAACCACCAAAGAUAUGCAUGGCACACCAACAUCUCAAUGAAAAUAUCACUGUGUCAAAUCGAAAAACCUCCAACAUUGCUAAGCACUUAAAGGAUAUCUAUAGUCACCAGAACAACUCCAGCUUAUUGUAUUUGUUUUGGUGAGUAUACUCAUUCCCUUCAUGCUUUUUUGGAGUAAACACUUCUUUCAGUGAAAUUGCAGUGCUUACAUUACAGCCUGGGGUUACCUCCACUGGCCACUCCUCAAAUGGCUACUAGAGGUGCUUCCUGGAGCAGUACUGUACAGUGUGCAGCACUGCCAUUCAGUGCCUCCACCCUCUGCAUGGAGACACUGAACUUAUUUCAUGGAGAUACAUUGAUUCAGUUCAUCUCUAUGAGGAGAUGCUGAUUGGCUAGGGCUGUGUUUGGCUGGCCAGGGCUGGCUAUGCCCCUGAUCUGCCACUCCAGUGCUGUGAAAGCAUUUUGAUUAUAUCAGAGAAUCACUUCUAAUGAUGUCAGUGAAGCAGGCAGAUCAGGGGCAGAGCCAGCAGACUUGAAUAAAAGUAAGAUUUUACUAUAUGUGAGGGGCAAGCAGGGCUAAAUGGUGUUUUAAACACUUUAGGGUUAGGAAUACGUUUUAUUUUCUUGACCCCAUAGUGGUGGUGGUGGUGGUGUUAUUAUUAUUAUUAUUAUUAUUAUGAUAUUUAUAGAGCGCUGUCAAAUUCCGCAGCGCUUUAAAAUGGGUGGACGAACAGACAUGUAGUUGUAACCAGACAAGUUGGACACACAGGAACAGAGGGGUUGAGGGCCCUGCUCAAUGAGCUUACAUGCUAGAGGGAGUGGGGUAAAAUGACACAAAAAGGUAAGGAUAGUAUUAGACUAAUGACAGUUGCAGAAGAGGAAUCAGUCAGGAGCUAUUAACAGUUUAACUGAUACGCUUUUAUGAAGAAGUGGGUUUAAUGAUUUUUUUGAAGAAGUGGAGACUGGGUGAGCAUCUAACGGAGGAGGGAAGCAAGUUCCACAGGAACGGUGCAGCCCUCGAGAAAUCUUGAAGGCAAGCAUCAGAGGUGGGAGUACGGACAGAAGAUAGACGUAAGUCUUCAGCAGAUCGUAAGGGCCUAGACGGGACAUACUUGUGUAUAAGGGAGGAUAGAUAGGUGGGAGCAGCAUUAUGUAGAGAUUUGAAAUCAAGAACCGGAAUUUUAAAUUGAGCACUAUAUUUUAUAGGAAGCCAAUGUAGGGACUGACAGAAGGGUGAGGCAUGGGAGGUGCGGGCGGACAGGAAGAUGAGCCUCGCCGCCGCAUUCAUUAUGGACUGUAAGACCACUGAGAAGCGGAUUACAGUAGUCAAGGCGAGAAAGGACAGUGGAAUGGACCAACACCUUAGUCGCAUCUGGCGUUAAGUAGGGGCGGAUGCGCGCAAUGUUUUUGAGAUGGAAAUUACAGGAUUUGGCAAUAGAUUGAACAUGAGGCUUGAAGGAGAGGUCGGAGUGAGAGAGAACACCUAGGCAGCGAGCCUGCGUGGUGGAGCUGAUGGUAGCACCGUUGACUUGGAGAGAGGGAGACACAGGAGUAACAACACUUGAGGGCGGAAAGACCAGAAUUUCAGUUUUAGUCAAAUUUAGUUUAAGGAAGUGGGCAGCCAUCCAGUUAGAAACAGCAGAGAGGCAGUCAGAGACACUAGUCAAGAGGGACGGGGAGAGAUCAGGAGAGGACAGGUAGAUUUGCGUGUCAUCUUCAUAGAAAUGAUAUUGGAAGCCAAAGGAGCUAAUGAGUUUACCAAGGGAGGCAGUAUAGGGGACCAAGGACUGAACCUUGGGGGACACCAACAGAGAGGAGUUGGGGAGAAGAAGCAGAGCCAGAGAAAGAAACACUGAAAGAGCGCUGGGAGAGGUAGGAGGAGCACCAGGAGAGAGCAGUAUCUUGUAGACCGAUAUUGCUGAGGAUGAGAAAAAGCUGUUGAUGAUCAACAGUGUCAAAAGCCGCAGACAGGUCAAGGAGAAUUAGGAUAGCGUAGUGACCACAAGAUUUUGCAGCGAGUAGAUCAUUGGAUACUUUGGUCAGUGCCGUUUCCACCGAGUGCUUAGCGCGGAAACCAGACUGAAGUGGGUCUAGCAGAGAGUUGGGCUCGAGGAAGUCUGUCAAUCUCGCAUACACAAUUUUUUUUCAAGGAUCUUGGAUGCAAAAGGCAGUAGCGAGAUAGGACGAUAGUUGGAUGGCAUACCCAAUUGCACUGAUGCCUCUCGUCUGCUUUCUGUAACCUCCUCGUUUGGCCUUACGCAAUUGUCCAAUCUGGCAACCCAUACAGCAGGAAAGACUCUUGAUCUUGCCUUCACCAACCUCUGUACUGCCUCGAAUCUCUCCAAUAUUCCCUUUCCUUUAUCUGACCACCAUCUGCUGACUUUUGACAUUGGCAUACCCAAUUGGGUCUUGGGUAUGCCAAUGUCAAAAGUCAGCAGAUGGUGGUCAGAUAAAGGAAAGGGAAUAUUGGAGAGAUUCGAGGCAGUACAGAGGUUGGUGAAGGCAAGAUCAAGAGUCUUUCCUGCUGUAUGGGUUGCCAGAUUGGACAAUUGCGUAAGGCCAAACGAGGAGGUUACAGAAAGCAGACGAGAGGCAUCAGUGCAAUUGGGGUUAUUGAUUGGGAUAUUGAAAUCCCCAAGUAUAAGGGAAGGAGUGCUAGAUGAAAGGGGGGAAGCCAGGAAGAAAAGUGCUCAAUGAAUAGUCUAGGAUAACAAUAGUCUAGGAUAGCAAUUCUUAAAGGAGUGGGUUUAAAUAGGCAGACAGUGUGAACUUCAAAAGAAGAAAAGGAUAGGUCAGGGGGAGUUAUGAUUGGUUGAAAGGUACAUUGAGGGGAGAGAAGGAUGCCUACGCCGCCUCCUUUACAGUUGAGUCUGGGAGUAUGAGAGAAUUGUAGCCCACCAAAACAUAAAGAGGCAGGAGUAGCGCUAUCAGAGGGGGACAGCCAGGUCUCUGUAAGUGCAAGCAGUGUGAGUGAGUUUGAGAUGAAAAAGUCGUGUAUGGUUGUCGAUUUUAAAUUACUGCAGAUGGAGCGGGCAUUCCAGAGUGCACAAUUAAUUUUGGUAAAUGAGGGUAAAGGGCAGGGUAUUGUGAUGAGGUUUGUGGGGUUUCUGGUUGUCUUAGUGUGUGUAGAGAAGGUGAAAGGCCCUGGAUUGGGAGAAACGUCACCAGCUGCUAGAAGUAGAAGGAGAGAAAGUGACAAAAGGUGUGAAUGGGUUUUGUAUGCAUGGGGUCUAGGAUGAGAUCGAUUGUGGGUUGGAGUGAGAGAGUAGAAAAAUGAGUGUAAGGCAUGAGAUGAGAGAAGGGGGGAGUGUAGCAGAGAAGGGCAUAUGUGUAGCGGAUGGCACUGGGCUGUCCUGAAAAUUUCAUGUGUUCACUGCAUUCGUGGAAAUUGCUGGUUUUAUAUGUGUUUAAAUAAAGUGUAUUCGUCUGAUUGUUCGAUAGAAUCAUUCGAAUAAACUAAGGGAAUGAAACUACCGAACAAUCAGACCUCCCCUGUGUGAAGUGUGCCUCCAAUUACCCGUUGCAACAAUGUUGCGAACGGGUAAUUAACAAGCUAUGCAGUAGGUCCUUUGUCUCGGGGUGGCCGCCAUUCGGGAAACGAACACGUGGUGGCGGCCAUUUUAAAACUCCCGAACAGCGGUGUUUUGCCGUCGAGUGUCUGGAACCCAAAUCGGACACUCGACUAGGCGAACACCGCUGAGACCUCCACAAGCCCGGUCCGUUCGGUUCCAAACUACCGAACGGCCCCUCGUUCGGUAGACAGAAACAACCGAACAAGGGGAUUCAUGUGAACCCUACCUGAUCUCUAUAGCCUUAGCCGUUCGUGUAAAUUAUUCCCUUGUACUGGGACCGACCGCAGGGCCCAUCGCAUGGAACCCAAUUCGGCUGUUCUAUCCAGCGCGGUCGGUCUUUUUAGUACCUCCAUAAAUUUCCCUAACGCCUGGUCCGAUCUGGGUGAUUUUUGGAUAUGUUGCUCACCCAGAUCAGGAUUACCAGGGGAUUUAAAGGGGUACCCCUAGGUUUAGGGGUACAUCCAGAAACUGGGGGAAUUUGGAUACAGUAUAAGGGGAUUAUGAUGCAGGCUGAGGGGAGGAGAUGUUUGGGAGGUUACUAUUGUCGGAUUGGGUACUGUACUAAUUGAUGAAAAUCCCUCCCUUGCAUGGGAGCAUGCUAUAUAAAGCACUGUGGAAUAAAGGUUGUCAGUUCUGCUCCUGAUGCUGUGUGUCGUCCAGUCAUUGGGAUUGCUGUGGGGAUACUAUUGGAUUAUUUUGCCUGUUGGAAACCUUGCCUGUGGAUUUAUAAUUUACUUGUUUCUGAGCCUCACUGGGAUCAUAAGCGGAGAUAACCUGGGGAAUAUUGUAUCUCCGCUACAAUAUGUAAAUGUGGAUGGGGUGGAUGAAUGAAGUGGGUGUAAGGAGAGAUUUUUAUACUGAGGGAUAAAGAGGAGGAGAAAACAGAUCAUUGCUAAACUGUGAAAAAUAAAAAUUGGAGAUAAUUGGAAUAUCAAGAGCAGGUGAAGGUGUUUUAUGGGUUAAGAAAGUGCAGGAGUGUACUAAUGAGAGGCAGGUUUUUUUUUUGUUUUUUUUAACCUAACUAAAAUGUAGGUGUGACAGACAAUCUAUAAAUGUAAUAAUGAGCAUGGGGUGGGAUGGUGGGCAUCAGUCUUGCUCACUGAAGGAAUGGGCUUGCAAAGUUGGGGAAUCAGGCUGUUGAAUAAAGAGAUGUGAGGGUCAGAGAGCUUGCAAUAAAGGUAAGGGAGGGGGAAAUGUAUCUAGGUACAGAGAUGAAGAGAUGGAUAUUCAAAUAAAAACAAACAUAUCAAUAAGAAAAGGGAGGGGUCAGAGGUCAGUCACAAAUCAGAGGGGAAAUAGAGGAAUGCAUAUAGGUGAAUAAAACUAUUACAUACAGGGCUAGCAAAAUUACACUUUAGCAUAAAAUACAAGAUAUAAAUACGAGAAAACAAGUAAAAAUACAAUGUACACAGGAUAUAUUAAAUAAAAAUAAAAUAAAUGUACAGGGUGGUUAAGUUAAAAAUAAAUGAAGGUGUGUAGGAUAGAGUCUUAGUGUUCCUUUAACCCCUUAAGGACCGAGGACGGUUCAGGACCGUCAUCGGCAUUUUUGCCUUGCCGACCGAUGACGGUCCUGAACCGUCCUAACGGUCUGGGGGUACUUACCUGAUCGCCGUCGUUCCCCCGGCGGCGAUCAGUGUUCCUCCUGUUGUGGGGAGACUGCCUGCAGCCCAGACAGUCUCCCCACGGCAGAUUAGGACCCCUGUGGCCAUGUGAUCGCUUAACACAGCGAUCACAUGGUCACAAUAGGUGUCCAUGUGUCUGCCUGCAGGGGGACUGCCUGUACUGACAGGCAGUCUCCCUGCAUGUGUAAAAUCAGAAAAAAAAUUAAAGUUAAUGGUAAUAAAAAAAAUAAUAAUAAUUAUAUAUGUAUAAAUAUGAUAUAUAGACAUAUAUUAUAUCUAUAUAAUAUAUGUCUAUAUAUCAUAUAUAUAUAUAAUGCCAUACUAAGUGUAUUUUUAUAUUAAUAUGUACUUAUAUUAAUAUAAAAAUACACUUUAAAUUACACACGUAUAUAUAUAAUAUAUAUAAUAACUAUAUAUAUUGUAUAUAUAUAUUAUUAUAAAAUAUAAAUAAUAAGUAAUUUAAAUUAAAUAAUUUUUUUUUUAAAUAAUAAUAAAAAAUUAAAAAAAAAUUAUAUAGUUAUAUGAAAUUUUAUUCUAACUGUAUUUUAAAAUUAAUAUAUAUAUAUAUUUAUAUCAAAAUACACUUAGAAUGAAUUUGUAUAUAUAUCUAUGUAUAUAAAAAUAAAUAAAAAUAAUAACAAAUAUACAUAUGUCCAUAUACAAAAUUACAUAAAUAAUUAUAUAAAUAUACACGUAGACUUCAAAUAUAUAAAUAUGCAUAUAUUUAAAUUCUACGUGCGUAUUUAUGUAAUAUUUUUACAUAAUUCAGUAAUUUUAUUGAUUGCAAUUUGAGGGACCUGCCUGCCAACCCAGGCCGAAAUUCCAGAGAAUUUAAUUUGCUAGCACUGUAUUUUACCCUGUAACGUUCUACGACACCCUAAAACCUGUACAUGGGGGGUACUGUUUUACUCGGGAGACUUCGCUGAACACAAAUAUUAGUGAUUCACAACAGUAAAACAUAUCACAGCGAUGAUAUUGUCAGUGAAAGUUACUUUUUUUGCAUUUUUCACACACAAACAGCACUUUUACUGAUGAUAUAAUUGUUGUGAUACGCUUUCCAGUUUUUAAACACUAAUAUUUGUGUUCAGCGAUGUCUCCCGAGUAAAACAGUACCCCCCAUGUACAGGUUUUAUAGCAUUUUUGAAAGUUACAAGGUCAAAUAUAUGGGUCAAAUAUUUUUACAUUGAAAAUGGCCAGGUUGGUUACGCUGCCUUUGAGAGCGUAUGGUAGCCCAGGAAUGAGAAUUACCCCCAUGAUGGCAUACCAUUUGCAAAAGAAGACAACCCAAGGUAUUGCAAAUGGGGUAUGUCCAGUCUUUUUAGUAACCACUUGGUCACAAACACUGGCCAAAAUUAGCGUUCAAUUUAGUUUUUUUACUUUUUCACACACAAACAAAUAUGAAUGCUUACUUUGGCCAGUGUUUUCGACUAAGUGGCUACUAAAAAAGACUGGACAUACCCCAUAUUGAAUACCCUGGGUUGUCUACUUUAAAAAAAAUAUGUACAUGUGGGGUGUUAUUCAGAGAUUUAUGACAGAUAAUAGUGUUACAAUGUCACUAUUGAUAAAUUUUAAAAUGUAUGUUUUGAAACCGCAAUAUCCUACUUGUACCUAUAGCCCUAUAACAUGCAAAAAAAAGCAAAAAAGCACGUAAACACUAGGUAUUUUUAAACUCAGGACAAAAUUUUGAAUCUAUUUAGCAGUUUUUUUCAUUCGCUUUUGUAGAUGAGUAAAAGAUUUUUCAAGUAAAAGUCAAAAAACAUGUAUUUUUUUCAAUUUUUCAUCAGAUUUUUGUAUUUUUUUUAAAAUUAAAAUACAUGAGAUUAUAUAAAUAAUGGUAUGUAAAGAAAGCCCAUUUUGUCCUGAAAAAAACAAUAUAUAAUUUGUAUGGGAACAGUAAAUGAGAAAGCGGAAAAUUACAGCCAAACACAAACACCACAAAAGUGUAAAAAUAUUCCUGGUCGCAAAUGUACAACAUCGCAAAAACAGUCCAGUCCUUAAGGGGUUAAGGCCUCUAUUGAAAUUUGCAAAAAUGGGACGUUUCAGUUAAGUUCAUCGCAAGUAACCGUAUCUCGCAGUUAAUGUUUUACAGUUAGAAUUACUUUACCUUUCUAAACCAUUGUAUAUUUUUUUUCCCAUUAUUAAAUUUGCUUCAUAUAAAACAUUGUGCCUAUACGUACAAAAUAUGUAAUCCCUUAUUCCUCAUGAUUUAUCAAAAAAGCACAUUUGAUUUCUGCCUUAAAUGCCUUGUUAAUAUUCGGUUUUGAUGUUUCUUUCCUUUGUAUACAUAUAUAUACUUUCAACACUUAGACUGGAGCAAAUGAUUUAUUGAAUUUGUUAUGCUUUCAAUCUGCAUGUAAAGAGAUACAUGUCUUGUUUUAAUUUAGGACAACUUCAUGAACUUCAAAGUCCAGUUCAUUGUCGAAUCAAAUAUGAAGGUAUUUAUCAGCUUUUACAAUUUAAGUCCUGAACAAAUGUCUUCCAGAUCAGAAAUAUUAACAAUUUGAAAUUUUCAUUUUAUAGAAAAAAAAUUCUUUCUAGUGUCUUUCCACUGCCUGUAUCUGAAAUGUUUCCCACACAUGGAUUAAAACAAAUGUGGUAUCCCAUUAAAACCCGAAUCGGAUUCAGUCCACACUGUUGGCACUGUAACUGCUUCAUUUCAUUGCAGUUAGUGUAUCGAGACCCCUAGUGCUGUCCUUCCAUUCAGUGUUAAACCAAUUUUAAUGCUAAACAAGAGCCCCCAGCAACCCGUUUCUUCUGUGCUGCUUGGGUUAAUGGGUGGCUCUGUGCAUUAGCCUUACCUUCGACCUGAGGGUGGCCAGGGAUCCAUAUUUAUUGCUAUAUUUAAAAUGGUUUAAUACUGAAUGGAGGUAUGGCUCAGAGCACUUCAGGCACUCUAACCAAUUAAAUUACUAUAGUGCCUACAGUGUCCCUUCAAUAUAAGGUAGGGUGACACAGAAUCACUAAUGCCUCGAAUUCAUCCUGCAGCCUUGCUUGCUGGCAGUUCUGUACUUUCAAAUUUAACCACUGGGAUCUUUGCACACUUGCUCAUUGAAUUUACUUGAGUUUUAGUAGCUUUACCAGUAAUUGCCUACAUAAAUUUACAUAUGUAAGUUUUAAAGCAUUUUAAAAAGUUAUGUGUAAGACAAUGCAGUGCCCUAUUUAUGUUUCAAUAAUUAUUUCUGAAAACAUCAAAACAUGUUUUUUUAGUCUUUUAUUUAAAAACAAAAACAAAACACUAUUAUAAUAUAGGUGGCAGUUUUAGAUCAAUCAAUUCUAUCUUUCUGCGUAAUUGCUGUUACUGAUUUUUGAAUACAUCCUCCCUCCCCCCACCCCCCAUUGCUUUCUAUUGUUUUUGUUUUUUCUUUCCUAAUUGUGGGACUUUGAUGCAUUGCUUUUCCUCUUAUUUCAGCUUCAGACUCACUGUUUUGUGCUGUGGAUCAGAAUCAUAGGACAUUUUCAAUAGGUGAUUUUAUGUCAUUAUAAUAGUUGACUUAGGCCAUAUUUGUGGUUAAUUGGUUUGUUCUAAUUAUCUAGGAGUGCUUGUUCACCAAUAUACAGGGGAGUUUAAAUGGACACCAGUAGAAAACUGAAGUAAAAUAGGGAUUGUUUUGGAAUAAAACACGUGGAGAAGCAAACAAUAAUGUGUUUAGCAAAGAAUGAAUUUAGGUGUAGCAUGAUAUUAAUGUAUUAAUAUUUUAAGGAACGUAAUGGAAAAAGGGGAACUGCCAUAUAGCUAGAGUAAUGGGAAAUUUAAGGUAAUAUAGGAAAGAGUUGUAAAUGCUUGAAAGUAACUUCCAGCUGAUGGCUUGCACAUGAAUGGUGUAGAAAAAAAGAUAAGUUGUAUCUUGCCUGGCUAACAAAACUCUCCUAUUAAAGCCUAUUCUUGUAGACCGAAAAUAGUAAUUGGACUUCAUAAAUUUGGCAGUGUUUGAUACAAAUUUAGGUGUAAAAAAAAAAAAAAGUGUGUGUGUGUGUGUAUAUUUUUUUACACCUAAAUUUGUAUCAAACAUAUAAAUAGCAAAGACGACGCACAGAAUACAAAAAUAAGUUGUGAUACAGGGGUUAGCGACAUAAGUGCAGAUAAGCCACAGGUUUGAUAGAAAAUAGACAUUAUUCUCGCAGAGGGUCGUAAAUAGUGUGUGUGUGUGUGUAUAUGUGUACACAAUAUAUAUUGUGUAUUGAGUCAAAACAAAUCCACCUUAAUAACUAUAAAAUGCUCAAUCCAACUUCCUUAACAAUUACUGCAUCAGCCCGGCUAGCUCAGCCGGUAGAUCAUAAGACUCUUAAUCUCAGGGUUGUGGGUUCGAGCAUUGGGCGAGAUUUGUAAUUUGUGUGCUAAGAUAGCUCAGUGGGCUAAUGCUUCAUUAGAAGAUCUGUUCAUCACUUGGGGUUCAGAGGUUCAAUUCCUAGCAGGGUUGACUCAUCCCUUCAUCCCCUUGAAGUAGAUAAAAUGAGUACCAUUAAAUCGGGUAAAAGGAACAUCCCCAGGAUGCACUUGGCAACCAGAAAAUAUCUGAAUGUCUCUUUCCUGUUUAAAAAAUGUUUUUAAAGAAGAAAAACUACCACAACAAGAGGUCAUAGUCUUAAAUUAGAGGGGGAAAGGUUUAAAAAUAUCAGGAAGUAUUACUUUACUGAGAGGGUAGUGGAUGCAUGGAAUAGCCUUCCAGCUGGUAAAGGUUAGCACAGUAAAGGAGUUUAAGCAUGCAUGGGAUAGGCAUAAGGCUAUCUUAACUAUAAGAUAAGGCCAGGGACUAAUGAAAGUAUUUAGAAAAUUGGGCAGACUAGAUGGGCCAAAUGGUUCUUAUCUGCCAUCACAUUCUAUGUUUCUGUGCAUUAUUUGGGCUGCAUAUCAACCAUAUCACAUAAGUGUUGUUCAAUUUGAUGUCGUUCUUUAUUUAAAAAAAAUAAAAUAAUUGUUUUCUUUUUCAGACACAAGUAGCAUGUGCCAAACUUCUACUGCAGCUCAGACACCAGUGACUCUCACUUCUCCCUUCAACAUUACUUCUUCUGUAGCUGCUUCGGGAACUUUGACUAAUCCUGUAACAGUAGCAGCUGCAAUGAGUAUGAGCAUGAGAAGUCCAGUUAAUGUUUCCAGUCCUGUUAACAUCACAUCUCCAAUGAAUUUGGGACACCCUGUUACCAUAACCGCACCAAUUUCAAUGACAUCUCCUCUAUCGUUAACCUCUCCAGUCAAUUUGCCUACUUCAGUCACUGCUCCAGUGAAUAUAGCACAUCCAGUUACUAUAACAAGCCCUAUGAAUCUGCCUACACAAAUGACGUUGGCUGGCCCUUUAAAUAUUGCUAUGAGACCAGGGGAGAGUAUGCCAUUCUUAUCCCAAGCUCUACCGUCUUCAACACCUUGGUAAAGAAUAUUUACAACAGUAUUAUAACACGUUACUUCUAAGUAUGAUUUGAUAGGAAGUCUUUAAAAUGUUUUGAUGCUGGUGUGUUGACGUUUGAGUUUGGUUAAUUCACCGGUUGUACUUCAGCCUCUGUAUUUAUUGUCCUGCAUCACAUCUUUGUAUUCAGGAGGGGAGGUAAAUCAUUACGUCAAAGUUUAGUGUAGAAAAAAAACAUUUAUACUUUUUCUUUUUUAUUAUUUUUUUUAUUUUUUUUAUAGCUAUUAAUAGUUUAACACUAUCAAGCAAAUCCCUUAAUAUAAUUACUACAAUUUUAAAUACGGUUAUCACUACGAAACAGAAACAAAACAAUGAUGCUGGUGUGGUUUUUCCUUGGUGCUUCUUAAUUGCAUGAAAUUUGCAUAAUGCAAAAUGUGUUCAGAAAUUCUGAAUUUUUUUGUAGGAAUUAUGUUAGCAUUCCCUAUGGGAAGGGAAAAGCACCAAUAUGCAGAAGAUAUAAAUAUUGACUUUAAUAUACCUUUUUAAUUUACACAGUUAAGGUUUUCCACUCAUUAGGUGAAAUGAACAUCAUUGCUUUGUUUGUGAGCUCUUAUGGAGAUUCUGUUUAGGUAUUUGGAGGUGUAAAUAUGGUUAACAUUACCUAAAGGGAAUGGGUGUGUGUGUGUGUAUAUAAUAUAUAUAUAUAUAUAUAUAUAUAUUACAUUACACAUGCUCAUAUACUCUACAGACCUGUACAAGCCCUAUUCCUAACUUAUUGUAAAGUGAUUGUGAAACUUCCUAGAAGCUGCAAUAAUCAACAUGAGAUGAAGCAAGAACGCCUGCCACAAAAACACAAAAUGGAUGUUCAAUAAUGGAUGCAGAAGCACAAGGAAAACCCAAAUAAGAGAUGACUCAUUGAUACCCCUUAAUGGACCUGAUGGAUUUUAAAUGAGGGGUAUAAAUUGUUCAAGAACUUUUGUAUCAUGUUGAAAUUCUUUUCAUUUUCUAACCACUAACUAGAUAGUGAGCCCAAGACCAGCUACGGCUAUAUCUGUUUUAUUUUUUUGGUGUUUUUUUGUUACAAGUGCUGUAGAAAUGUUUUAAUGUGUAAAUAUUGCAUAGCAUUUUUUAAUUUUUAUCCAGAACCAUUUUCCUUUUAGUAUCCUUUCAUUACUCAUGGCAACGGUGGGUUCGUGUUAGUUCUGGCCUUUCCCCCAUAGCACUUGCUUAUUGGUCAGAUCACAAACACUUAUGUAGACACACCCAUUUCUAAGUUACAUGUAUUUUUUUUUUUUUUUAAUAUUCCCUAAUAUUAACUGUAUUGUAGAAACGAACAACCAAAACAUUUUUUAAAUGCUUUUUAGGCUAUCCUGUGACAUUAGCUUUUUGUUUUAGAUAUGUGUUAAAAUUUUAAUUAAUGUAGAGACUAGCAAACACCUGGAAAUCUGUGUUUAACAGAUUUCUCCAGCCUUUGGAAUUAUAGAGAAUAUUAAACAGAGACUCUACAUUACAGAAAAAAUAAAUAAAAUAAAAGUCCACUUAACAGAUUUUAGAGGAUAUUUUUUAUUUAUGCAUUUAACUCCUUUCUGCUAGAGAACUGUGUGCUUUUAGUCUCUAGCAGGAAAAGGGAACUGAAUUGUUUUUAGAUCAUGUAUUCUAAAAUAACUUCCUCUAUGGCAGUAGAAAACAAUGGCAUGCUUUAAAAUAAAAAAUUACAAACUUCUAAAAAGAGACAUCUAGAUAGGAAUAUACAAACAAUUUUAGGGGCUUGAUAUAUACAAAAAUAGAGUUCAGUUUAAAUAAAAUUAAUUUUAUAACUGAUCUUUUGUACUGUAGGACAUUAAUCUGUACAUCUUUUGUAUAUACACAAUCUUAGGAUCUUUCUGUUACGCAGGAAGAAGCCACAUUCCCACUCUUUGACUGUAUACGUUUGUUACAAUGUCCAUGUAAACAUAUGCCCCAUGUUUGUGCCUUUUUAAUUAGUUUGUCUCAAUAAACAAAACUGUAGAGAAA
This is a messenger RNA of Pelobates cultripes (western spadefoot toad), 42549 nucleotides long. NCBI's taxonomy places the organism in Eukaryota, Metazoa, Chordata, Amphibia, Anura, Pelobatidae. The record is from the annotation of a GenBank genome assembly.